This is a messenger RNA of Mya arenaria, 741 nucleotides long. RefSeq names its product transient receptor potential cation channel subfamily A member 1 homolog. NCBI's taxonomy places the organism in Eukaryota, Metazoa, Mollusca, Bivalvia, Myida, Myidae. Bases 1 to 741 code for a protein of 246 amino acids. The record is from RefSeq and is a predicted model, not a curated record. The transcript is spliced from 5 exons. Gene Ontology annotation, cellular component: membrane. Gene Ontology annotation, biological process: monoatomic ion transport; transmembrane transport. Gene Ontology annotation, molecular function: monoatomic ion channel activity.
AUGUCUUUAUUUUUUUACCAUUUUCAUACCUUCCAAUGGAAUAUUGGUGCAGUUUUGAUUGCUCUGUCUUGGUUUCGAUUUGUUCAGUUUUUGAAAAUCUGGCCAUAUAUCGGAAUUUAUGUUGUAAUAAUCGAAAACAUUUUUAAAACCUUUGUGAAAUUGUUCAUCGUUUUCACGUUUUUUAUUGUUGGAUUUGGGCUUGGUUUUUUUUGCUUACUUCAAAAUCAGACAUCCUUUUCAACAGCGCCCUACGCUAUUCUUCGCACCUCCGUCAUGAUGAUCGGCGAACUGGAUUUUAACAGUGUCUUCCACGACGACGUAGUCCAUUACUGGAUCACAUAUGUCUUUUUCUAUAUAUUCCUGAUUGUGAUGACCAUUGUUUUAAUGAAUCUGCUGAUUGGUCUUGCGAUUGAUGACAUCAAAGCUAUACAAGACCAUGCUACACUCGAAAGGAUACACAUUCAAAUGAAGAUCGUUCUUGACAUUGAGGGACAUUUAUCAACUUUUCUUGAGAAACCUUUAUGUGAUUCUGUUUACUACAAGCUGUUUGAUAGUUGGGAAGAUAUGAAAAACUUCAUUUCCAAAGAAAAGUAUGAUAAUCAAGUUGAAAACAACCAACACAAGGUCAUACACAAAGUGAAAAAACUAAAGAAAACAAUGAUGGGAAUAAGAACAGAAAUGGACAAACAGGGAGUAAUACUGGAGGAAAUCAAGCGAAAAUUGUUCGAAGUACCACAAUAA